This is a messenger RNA of Fusarium falciforme, 498 nucleotides long. RefSeq names its product RING-type domain-containing protein. Gene Ontology annotation, biological process: protein ubiquitination. The record is from RefSeq and is a predicted model, not a curated record. The transcript is spliced from 3 exons. NCBI's taxonomy places the organism in Eukaryota, Fungi, Ascomycota, Sordariomycetes, Hypocreales, Nectriaceae. The coding region runs from base 1 to 498 and encodes 165 amino acids.
AUGAGCUCCAAUGCAGGCAACUCGACUCAGCCAAACGACUACGAUGCCUCAACGCUAGGGUUGCCUAUACCGCACCUGGUGGUAUUUGUCGUCAUCAUCGCCAUAGCCUUCGUGUUCCUGAUUCUCCAUCUGGUGAAAGGCCGAAGUAUUUCUCGCCAACCUAGGAGAGACGUCGAGAGCGCAAAAGGGACAUCGAGGGAGUCAAUCGAUGCACAAACGCUAAAUGAAGCCAAUCCCUCACAGAAGUACAAGCAGGUCGACGGCUUCAACAGGCAGGCAACCUGUGCUUCAGCCCAGUCCAGCUCAGCUGAGGUCUGUGUAAUCUGCCUCGAAGUCCUAGUAGAUGGAGACAACGUCCGACGAUUGAAAUGCAAACACUUGUUUCAUAUGAGCUGCAUCGACUCUUGGUUCCAAAAACACCAUGUCGACUGCCCAUUGUGCAAGUCGAUAUUUAUUCCAAACAGAGAAGGUAAUCCAGGACCAGCAGAAGCUCGUUAG